Molecule: messenger RNA, 5470 nt
Organism: Sus scrofa (pig)
Lineage: Eukaryota; Metazoa; Chordata; Mammalia; Artiodactyla; Suidae
Source: RefSeq, a predicted model, not a curated record
GCAACAACAACAACAACAACAACAACAAAAAAGACAAAAAAAAGACCAAAAAAAAAAAAAGAAUAUAAUCUAAUAGAAUAUAAUCGUAGUCUGGAAUUCUUAGCUUCUGACAAUUGACAAGAUAUUUAUUUGCUACAAAUUGAGGAAAAUAUAAAUCACAUUCUAUACAAUGUAAUAAGAGAUGGCAGGCGCAUUCAGGCCAUAAAGCAUUAAUUACUGUGGCUCUGCUGUAUUUUAGUAUCAAUUUUUCUAGCAAUUGCAGGCCAUUUAUAUUUUGGUUAAGGAACAAUGUACUUUUUAUUUAUCUUUUAAGAGGAACAGAAAGUUGGAGUUCCCGUCGUGAUGCAGUGGAAACGAAUCUGACUAGGAACCAUGAGGUUGUGGGUUCAAUCCCUGGCCUCGCUCAGUGGGUUAAGGAUCCAGCAUUGCCGUGAGCUGUGGUGUAGGUUGCAGACUUGGCUCGGAUCCUGCGUUGCUGUGGCUCUGGCAUAGGUCGGCAGCUAUAGCUCCAAUUAGACCCCUAGACUGGAAACCUCCAUAUGCCACGGGUGUGGCCCUGAAAAGACAAAAAGACAAAAAAAAAAUAAAAAGAGGAAGCAAAAGUUAUCAUUCUGCUGUGCAAGUUUAAGAAGGAAUCUUCCACUCUAACCCCAUUCUUCCAUAGGUGUAGAUUUCUAUGCAUAGAAUCAAUGUUUUUCUUAGGAAAUGGAAUGUUGAUCUCUAGCAUUUAUAUGAGUAGUGAUUAUCACCCCAAAGGUCUGUACAUUAUAGUAUGGAAAAGAAGAUGUUUUCUAUCCUCCCUCUUAAUCUGCAUUUCUUGGUUUAGAAAUAAAGUUAAAGGAUGAGAUGUGGGUAGUUACUUAUUUAGCUUUUUAGGGCUGCACUUGUGGCAUAUGGAGGUUCCCAGGUCGAAUCAGAGCUACACUUGCUGGUCUCCUCCACAGCCAAAGCAACACCAGAUCUGAGCUGUGUCUGCAACCUAUACCACAGCUCAAGGCAACAGCCAGAUCCUUAACCCACUGAGGGAGGCCAGGGAUCAAACCCUCAACCUCAGAGUUUUUAGUUGGAUUUGUUUCUGCUGAACCAGUUCGGGAACUCUGUGGACAGUUAUUUUUUGAUUUUGCUGAUUAGGCUAAAGCAUUAGAUUGGUCUGAGGGACCUGCUUCUUUAGCACAUAGGCUCCACCACGCUGAAAUGAGAACUGCCUGCCUCACACCUGGCUCUUCACUGUGUGGCCAGAGAUUUGCUAACAACACUCUCAUCCCUUUACUGCCUUUGGGGACCCCUCAGAAUGAAAUACAGGGCUAUGAAUGAAGGAUUCAAGUUUAAUUUUAGGUAACAUUCACUCACUUUUAAACAUUGUAAGAGUAUUAAAGUCAGCCUCACUAAAACUUGUUUGAGAUGUUAAGUUUUUUUUAUACUCAUGCACACAUCUUCUCUUAGAAUUUUGGUAUGUAACUUGUGCCUCUAGUCAGCAUUGCAUGAGACAGAUGCCUUACUCUGUGUAUUUCGUGAUAGAGACCAUAACAGUAGGAUGUACUGGUUGUGGCUUAGCGGAAAUGAACCCAACUAGUAUCCAUGAGGAUGUGGGUUUGAUCCCUGGCCUCACUCAGUGGGUUAAGGAUCUGGCAUUGCUGUGGCCUUGGCUAUGGCUGGCAGCUGCAGCUCAGAUUUGACCCCUAGCCUAGGAACUUCCAUAUGCUGCAGGUGUGGCCCUAGAAAGCCAAAAAAAAAAAAAAAAAAAAAAAAGAGAGAGAGAGAGAGAAACUGACGUAAAUGCAUUCACGGAGCCCAUGGAAUUUAUUAAGAAUGUCUGGGAAAAGAACUGUGCCUGACCCCCACCUCUUGCCCCCAGUAGAAUAGAUGAUUUUCUCUGUUGAAACAGUUGAGUUUAAGUUACAGACAUGAUGCUUUAUCACCCCUGAGUACUUUUUUGUAUCUUGCCUGCAAUCAAGUUACAUCUUCCAAUGUCAACCACAAUAUGAAGAUCAGGAACCUGAUGCUGAUACACUUCUACCACUCAGUCCUUGGACUCCAUUCAGGUUUUGCCAGGUGGCUAUCAUCCAGUGAAAAUUGGAGACCUCUUCAAUGGCCGGUAUCACGUUAUUAGGAAGCUAGGAUGGGGACACUUCUCUACUGUCUGGCUGUGCUGGGAUAUGCAGGGGAAAAGAUUUGUUGCAAUGAAAGUUGUAAAAAGUGCCCAGCAUUAUACAGAGACAGCCUUGGAUGAAAUAAAAUUGCUGAAAUGUGUUCGAGAAAGUGAUCCCAAUGACCCAAAUAAAGACAUGGUAGUACAGCUAAUUGAUGACUUCAAGAUUUCAGGCAUGAAUGGAAUACAUGUCUGCAUGGUUUUCGAAGUGCUUGGCCACCAUCUCCUUAAGUGGAUCAUCAAAUCCAACUACCAAGGCCUCCCAGUACGUUGUGUGAAGAGCAUCAUUCGACAGGUGCUUCAGGGGUUAGAUUAUCUACACAGUAAGUGCAAGAUUAUUCAUACAGACAUAAAGCCGGAAAACAUCUUGAUGUGUGUGGAUGAUGCAUAUGUGAGAAGAAUGGCAGCCGAGGCCACUGAAUGGCAGAAAGCGGGUGCACCUCCUCCUUCAGGGUCUGCAGUGAGUACUGCUCCACAGCAAAAACCUAUAGGAAAAAUAUCUAAAAACAAAAAGAAAAAGCUGAAAAAGAAGCAGAAAAGGCAGGCUGAGUUAUUGGAAAAGCGCCUGCAGGAAAUAGAAGAAUUGGAACGAGAAGCUGAAAGGAAAAUAAUAGAAGAAAACGUCACAUCUUCUGUACCUUCCAAUGAGCAAGAUGAUGAAUAUCACCCAGAGGUGAAACUAAAAACAGCAGAAAUAGAGGAGGCAGCAGAGGGAGAGACUUCGAAUAACAACGGUGAAGCUGAGGACCAGGAAGAGAAAGAGGACACUGAGAAAGAAAACACAGAGAAGGAUGAAGAUGAUGUGGAACAGGAACUCGCAAACAUCGACCCUACUUGGAUAGAAUCACCCAAAACCAAUGGUCAUAUUGAGAAUGGCCCAUUUUUACUCGAACAACAACUGGAUGAUGAAGAUGAAGAGGAGGAAGAUUGCCCGAAUCCUGAGGAAUAUAACCUUGAUGAGCCAAACGCAGAGAGUGAUUACACAUAUAGCAGCUCCUACGAACAAUUCAAUGGUGAAUUGCCAAAUGGACGACAUAAAAUUCCUGAGUCACAGUUUCCAGAGUUUUCCACGUCAUUGUUCUCUGGGCCUUUAGAACCUGUGGCUUGUGGCUCUGCACUUUCUGAGGGAUCUCCACUCACCGAGCAGGAGGAAAGCAGCCCAUCCCAUGACAGAAGUAGGACGGUUUCAGCCUCCAGCACUGGGGAUUUGCCGAAAACAAAAACCCGGGCAGCCGAUUUGUUGGUGAAUCCCCUGGACCCACGGAAUGCAGAUAAAAUUAGAGUUAAAAUUGCUGACCUGGGAAAUGCUUGUUGGGUGCAUAAACACUUCACAGAAGACAUACAGACACGUCAGUAUCGAUCCAUAGAGGUUUUGAUAGGAGCAGGUUACAGUACACCUGCUGACAUUUGGAGUACGGCGUGUAUGGCAUUUGAGCUGGCAACAGGAGAUUAUUUGUUUGAACCGCAUUCUGGGGAAGACUAUUCCAGAGAUGAAGACCACAUAGCCCACAUCAUAGAGCUGCUAGGCAGUAUCCCAAGGCACUUUGCUCUAUCUGGAAAAUAUUCUCGGGAAUUCUUCAAUCGCAGAGAUCACAUAGCAUUGAUCAUUGAACUGCUGGGGAAAGUCCCUCGAAAAUACGCUAUGUUGGGGAAAUAUUCCAAGGAGUUUUUCACCAGAAAAGGAGAACUUCGGCACAUCACCAAGCUGAAGCCCUGGAGCCUCUUUGAUGUACUUGUGGAAAAGUAUGGUUGGCCCCACGAAGAUGCUGCACAGUUUACAGAUUUCCUGAUCCCAAUGUUAGAAAUGGUUCCAGAAAAACGAGCCUCAGCUGGCGAAUGCCUUCGGCAUCCUUGGUUGAAUUCUUAGCAGAUUCUGCAGGAGCAUUCUGAGCUGGCACAUGCCCAAUGCAUUGGCCCUACAGGGGGACUCUCGUUCUUUAACAGGAUUACAAGUGAGCUGGCUUCAUCCUCAGACCUUUAUUUUGCUUUGAGGUACUGUCGUUUGACAUUUUGCUUUUUGUGCACUGUGAUCCUGGGGAAGGGCAGUCUUUUGUCUUCAGCUUAGUAGUUUACUGACCCACUUUCUUCUGGAAACAAUAACAUGUCUCUAAGCAUUGUUUCUUGUGUUGUGUGACAUUCAAAUGUCAAUUUUUUGAACGAAAAAUACUUUCCUUCUUGUGUUUUGGCAGGUUUUGUAACUAUUUAUGAAGAAAUAUUUUAGCUGAGUACUAUAUAAUUUACAAUCUUAAGAAAUUAUCAAGUUGGAACCAAGAAAUAGCAAGGAAAUGUACAAUUUUAUCUUCUGGCAAAGGGACAUCAUUCCUGUAUUAUAGUGUAUGUAAAUGCACCCUGUAAAUGUUAAGUUCCAUUAAAUAUGGGAUGGGGACUCAAAUUUCAGAAAAGCUACUCAGUCUUGAGUGCUUUGUAGCCUAAGUUGCAUGUAACAGACUUUAACUGCUCUGAGGAGUUGUGCAAACUUUUCAUUCCAUGACAGUCUUUUUGCAUUGAAUUUCAAACAAAUGGCUCUGAGUUAUGUCAUUCCCUACAUGGCACUUUAAAGAAAGAAAAGACAUGCUUCUCAUUCUAAAAUCCGUAUUGUAGUUUAGCACUCCCAUUCGUAUUUUUGCAUAUUUUAAUUAAAAAUACUUUUAAGGAAAAAGCAAUUUCACUAUAAAAAUGUGGUGGCCUGGUACCAUGUGGUGUUGCCUCCUCCAAGCACUGUAAGUUAAACUCUACAUAGAUUAAAUUGGACAAGAGAAACAUGUUCAGUGUGUGGAAUGAAAAUACAUUUAUAUAUUUUUGGUCAAGCUCGCUCAUGUUUGUCUAGAACCAAGAUAGGGUAUGUACAGUUUGCAGUGCAGUGGGCACAGUACUAACAUCUUAGAGGUAACAGUGAUUGCAUUCAUUCCAGAGUCAGUUUUGUAUGUGGCUACAACAAAUUUUACUAGUUCUUUCAUUCUUUCCAUGCACUGAAUUUGAGAAAAUGAUUUUCCCUUUGCAGGUUGCACACGAUUUUGUUUAUGCAUUUCCUUAAAAUUGUAGAAUCCAGGACACAAACCAUAGUAGGCAAUACAAUUUUAGAAUGUAAUAUAUAGAGGUGCAUUUAGCCUCUUUUAGAAAUCAGUGGAUUGAAUGUCGUCUUUUUUUUAAUUUUACAUUCCUCAAGGUGCCUCGUUUUUCUUGACUUCGUCCAUUAACAUUUAUCCAUAUGCCUCUGCAAUAACUAGAUUGUGAAAAAAGAUAACAAAUGUAACAAUAAUCCAUUGUUUGAGGUGCUUGCAGUUGUCUUAAAAAUUAAAGUGUUUUGGUUUUUUUUUUCCA